AUGGACGACAUGGAAGACAAAAUACAUCCAUUUUUUUCUGACUUGGUAGAAACGGCCCUUGCUUUUGAAUAUCCUGGUGGACCACUUGAACUCAGUAAAGUUACAUCAGAAGAUGAUUUUGUGAAGCCUUAUACUGGACAACACUUUACAUUUCGAAUUCCUUAUUCUGGGACAUUUGUUGAAUGGGAAAUCCUUUUUGAUCCCAAGAAUCCAGCCCAGCCACCUGAUUUUGUUUGUGCCGAUGACAUAAAUUGUGAUCCAGAAUCCUACUGUCAAAUGAUGCAGUUCUGGGAUUUGCAAAGUCCUGAUUGUUUAGCGAAAUUGAUCAGUCAGUUGAUCCAUAUAUACAAAGAAUACCAAAUUUCUCAAAUUCUGGGCUUCGGAAAAGCAGCUGAAACCUAUCACUCCUUGGUGACAGCAGGUGUCUUGGUUGAAAACAUUGAAGCAUGUUACCUCUCUCGAGAAAGAAAAUUCAACUUUUUGAUCAAGCUGAAUGUAAAUGAUGAAGAUCUCCCUGUAGUCAAAGGGCUUGGAAGCAUUCUAGUAUACGCUGGUCUGCUGUUUUGUUUGGGAAUGGAUGGAAAAAUUCUAACCCAUUCACUAGUCAUUUCUCCCUACCUUGAACGCCUCCUUGGCUCUCAACUGCUGGACCAAUUACAGUCGACUUCCUCGUUCAGCCAAAACAUUGACGCCCUCGUCCUUAACGAUUUCAGUUUAUCAUUGUAUCGAAUUCUGAAAAAGGUCAGAGAAAACCAUAAAAGACGCCGUGAUACUGUAUCUACCCUACUCAGUCUCUAUCCAACUAACGUUGUCUUCUACGACGAGGAAUUGUACAGCCAUAUUAUCCUACUCUUCAAGUUAGAUGAUGCUCGCUACGUAACCCGCCUGGAAUUGAAUGACGAGGCUAAAUUCAUUUUCUUUGCUAUGGACUGUCCCGUCAAAAUCGCAAAAGAAGAAACCAUUCCCUACACAGAAACUGAGACGCUCUCCUUUGCACACAAACCUUCCACCGCUGAGUUUUCCAAGUACCUCCACAAAACGCUUACUUCAAAAUUGAAACUGUUUGUCAACAGAGCCCUGAAAAGUGUUACACCAGCUUAA
Messenger RNA from Daphnia pulex (common water flea), 1101 nucleotides. Its product is annotated as BRISC and BRCA1-A complex member 2-like. Bases 1 to 1101 code for a protein of 366 amino acids. Gene Ontology annotation, biological process: double-strand break repair. Lineage: Eukaryota; Metazoa; Arthropoda; Branchiopoda; Diplostraca; Daphniidae. The transcript is spliced from 3 exons. The record is from RefSeq and is a predicted model, not a curated record. Gene Ontology annotation, cellular component: BRCA1-A complex; BRISC complex.